GCAGCGGGGCCACGGCAGUGGUGCAGGCGGCCUAUUGCAGCCCGAAGAAAGAGAAGGUGGCGAUCAAGCGGAUCAACCUCGAAAAAUGUCAGACCAGCAUGGACGAACUCCUGAAAGAAAUCCAAGCUAUGAGUCAGUGCCAUCAUCCGAACAUCGUAUCUUACUAUACGUCGUUUGUAGUGAAAGACGAACUUUGGUUAGUGAUGAAGCUCCUUAGUGGAGGAUCAGUUUUGGAUGUUAUUAAGCAUAUCGUGGCGAAAGGAGAACACAAGAAUGGAGUAUUGGAUGAAGCAACGAUAGCCACAAUCCUGAGAGAGGUAUUGGAAGGGCUGGAAUACCUGCAUAAAAACGGACAGAUCCACAGGGACGUGAAAGCCGGAAACAUUCUUCUGGGAGAAGAUGGCUCAGUCCAAAUCGCAGACUUUGGCGUUAGUGCUUUUUUAGCCACCGGCGGCGAUAUCACCCGAAAUAAAGUGAGAAAAACCUUCGUGGGCACGCCUUGCUGGAUGGCACCUGAAGUUAUGGAGCAGGUGAGAGGCUACGAUUUCAAGGCGGACAUCUGGAGUUUCGGAAUCACGGCGAUCGAACUCGCUACGGGGGCAGCGCCUUACCACAAAUACCCACCCAUGAAGGUCUUAAUGCUGACGCUACAAAAUGACCCCCCCUCGCUCGAGACGGGGGUGCAGGAUAAGGAGAUGCUGAAGAAGUACGGGAAGUCGUUCCGGAAGAUGAUUUCGUUGUGCCUGCAGAAAGACCCGGAGAAAAGACCCACAGCGGCUGAACUCCUAAGACACAAAUUUUUCCAGAAAGCAAAGAACAAAGAAUUUUUGCAAGAAAAAAUGUUGCAGAGAGCCCCGACAAUCACCGAAAGAGCCAAGAAGGUCCGGAGAGUCCCGGGUUCCAGCGGGCGUCUACACAAGACGGAGGACGGUGGCUGGGAGUGGAGCGACGACGAAUUCGAUGAAGAAAGCGAAGAGGGCAGAGCGGCAAUUUCACAGCUCAGGUCUCCCAGAGUUAAAGAAUCUUCUCAGAAUUCAGAGCUCUUCCCGUCAGCUGAGCCCACCGGCCCCUUGCUCAACGUCCCCACUCAACUACCUCAGCCUGCGGGACAAGCUCCUGCACAGCCGCAUCCAGGGGUCCCCCCUCCCGCUCCUCAGGCAUCCGCCGCAGCUCCUCCGGCAGCACAGGCACCUUCUGCCCCUGCAGCAGUCGCUCCCGCACCAGAAGAGACAAAAGUUCCCAUCAGCCUCGUCCUAAGGCUAAGAAACUCAAAAAAGCAGGUAAGGCAGAUUUCGGGAGAUUCUUUCAGCCCUGGCCCUGAUACUGCCGAUGGGGUAUCCCAGGAACUCAUCUCGGCUGGGCUUGUGGACGGCAGAGACUUAGUAAUAGUUGCCGCCAACUUGCAAAAAAUCGUGGAAGAGCCCCAGACGAACCGGUCUGUCACUUUCAAACUGGCAUCUGGCGUCGAAGGCUCGGAUAUCCCCGACGACAGCAAACUCAUCGGCUUCGCCCAACUCAGCAUCAACUAAGACGACACUCCCAAACGAUGGUCCCUGCGGGGCGCAGCUUUUGGACGCUUCUCUUGGCCUCAAAGCAAAACCACUACUGCCAAAGAAUCAAACUACAGGCCCCUUUUCUCGGGAGCGUUGACCUUCCUUCUUCCCCGAGUAGCCUCACACCAGUCUCCCGGCGUUACCUCCCCCCCCUUCCCCCGCCCCACCAUUAGAGACAGUCGACUCGUCACCCGCAUUCGCACUCGCCUCUCGCAUUACCUUCCUCUCCGAUGGGCAGACGCCACCCCUCCGCCGCCUGCAUGUUUGUGGUUCAUGAUUGCCUUAACUAUUUAAAGAGAAAGGAAACAAGAAAUACUGAAGCGUACGAAACGGGGGGUUCCUCUCACUCUUAACAACUCUUCCGCUUGUGUGUUUGUUCUUCACUGUUUGUGCGUCUGCCCAUCACUUUGACCGCGUAGUUUUGUGCCGCUGCAGAGGCCUCGCCGGGGGAGAGGGCUUUGCUUGAGCCCACCUUAAGUCACACCUGGUGGGAAAGCCUCGCAAGCCUGUGGUGAAGAUAUUAGGAAUCCAGCUGGUGAAGGCUUAGAUAGGAAGCUAGCCUUCGCCCGAUUGGCCUCUUUGAAUGGAUCUAGGGCAGAA
Gekko japonicus is the source of this 2153-nucleotide messenger RNA. It is a transcript of the gene OXSR1, whose product is annotated as oxidative stress responsive 1. Gene Ontology annotation, molecular function: ATP binding; protein serine/threonine kinase activity. The transcript is spliced from 19 exons. NCBI's taxonomy places the organism in Eukaryota, Metazoa, Chordata, Lepidosauria, Squamata, Gekkonidae. Gene Ontology annotation, biological process: protein phosphorylation. The record is from RefSeq and is a predicted model, not a curated record. The annotation marks the transcript as partial.